AUGCCGUCUAUCAAGGCUUUGUUUGUUUCCGCGCUCGUUUCGAGCACCCUUGCGGCCCCCCUCAUCACCCACCUUGAGAACAAAGAAAACGCUGCAAGUGUCUUCGACGAGAACCCUAGAGCUUCUCUGGUGACCCGCGAGAUUGAAGCCAGCGCGGACUACGCUGAUCUCGAGACACGCAAUCAGGAGUAUGAGGAAUCCACCUCUGAUGGUCUCUCUGCUCGAGGUUUAGAGGAUGCCGAAGAGUCCCCCGGCCUUGAGGCGCGGGACUUGAAGGAAGUCAGCGAGGUCUACUCGACCUUCCAGUCCCGUGACUUGGCCGCGGAUGAUGAACAGUACGACCGCCUUGAGACGCGCGCGCAGAAGAAUUCGGGUUCGGGCUCGUCAUCUUCGUCGGGUCGUUCCAAGUCGGCCUCGGGCUCGUCAUCUUCAUCGGGUCGGAGCUCGUCGGGCCGGGGCUCGCCGGGUACCUCGUCGGGCCGGACCAGCAGCAACAGCAAUAACAAUAACAAACCCGACAAGGCUAGAGUAGCCAAGGAGAAGGGCGAGAUCAAGGAUAUUCAGAAGGCCCAGAAACAGGAACAUGCCGGCGCUAGGAAGGCGGAAGACAAGGAGCGGGGUGAAGUUGCUGACGCCCGCGCGAAGGAGAAGAGCGCUAAAACCCCUCAAGACAAGGAAGCGGCUAAGCGGAAGAAGGCUGAGGAGCAGGGAGAACUCAAGGAUGUAAAGAACAAAGAUCAGAAGGACAAGGCCCGUCUCCAAUCCCAAAAGGAGAAGGAGAAGCAAGAGUUGAAGGACGCCAAGAACGGCAGAUUCGUUGAGACGCCUGCCACGUCGCAGUCUCGUGGUAACUCUGUUAGUAGCAAGUCGGGCACUCAGAAGGACUACCAGAACCCCAACGACUACAAGCAUCCCAACUCCCAGACCAGGGACAACAACGGCUACUACUCGAAGCAGACCCAGAAGGACGAGCGGGAGAUCAGUCAACUGCAGAGAGAACGCUCCCAGCAGGAUAAACAGAUCAAGCAAUAUGAGUACAAAAGUGGCCAGAGCGACGAAAAGAUCAAGAAAGGAGAGUACAGAAAGAAUGAGGACGGUCAGACUAUUCGCAAGGAUGAGUCCAAUAAGCAACGCUACAAUGAUCAAAUCCGGAACGAUGUGAAAGCCAAGAACAACAACGGGAACGGAGACGACAGGAAAUACGACCAAAACAUCCGUGACGAGCAAGAACGACGCAGUCGCGCGGACAGACAGAUUCGCGAGGCGGAGAAUGACACGACCAAGCAAGACAAACUGAUCAGGGAUGAGGAGACCCGCCGCACCAAUUUCGAUAAACAAAUCCAUAAUGAUCAAAUCAAGAAAGACAAGUACGACACCAGCAUCCAGGGUUAUGAGAAGCAAAUGAGGGAGCUGGAUCAGCAGCAACGUAGGGAGCAGCAACGUAAGGAGGAUGAGGAGAGACGUCGCUACGGCGGGUACUAA
This is a messenger RNA of Colletotrichum orchidophilum, 1482 nucleotides long. RefSeq lists its product as uncharacterized. The transcript has a single exon. Bases 1 to 1482 code for a protein of 493 amino acids. Lineage: Eukaryota; Fungi; Ascomycota; Sordariomycetes; Glomerellales; Glomerellaceae. The record is from RefSeq and is a predicted model, not a curated record.